GAAUGUACCUUUUCUACUUUGUUUUUGAGAGUACUUUUAUCUUAUCUAUGGUCCUUUAUUUAGUGUGUAGCUAGCUGUUAUCUAUGAUGUGUAGUAAAUUGCCUGAAAUAUAACAAUUUUAAAAAAUGCAAGAAAAAGUUAAUUAUUUAUAAUCACUAUCAAAAUAUUGCUGUACUAAUUUGUAUAUCAGGUAUUUACGAAAUCGGGAAUGAGUAAGGUUCAUUUUGAAUUAAUCAUUUACAUUGUGCUCUGGAUAUGCGGAGUUUUAUAUUCUAUCUACAAAUUUUCAAGAAACAAUUAUGUUUUCAGUUAUAUUCCUGAUAAUCAUGGUGAUUUUAAAAGUUCAUAUUACCUAACCAUAAAAAGAGAUGCUACAGAUUAUGAAUGGGAAACGAUGACUUUAUUGAUUUAUAUAUCAUUACCAUGGAUAGGAGCUCAUAUCUUAAUAUCAGAGUUUUUGAGGGAAAAAUGUGAAAAGGUGCUACCAUAUUGGCAAUCAAUCAUUGGAUUAAGUUUUCUCACAUAUAUGACAACUCUUCAAGGAUCAUUUCUAGUUGCAUCUCAGUUAAUAUUGUUUGAGCUAAUUAGCAAAUUUGGAACCAUUAUUUUAAUAUGGACUACCUGUUUAGGGUAUUUAGCAGCAAUUUGUUUUUUCAAGACAUUUGAUCAAACUUUUGGAUAUCAGUAUUUAAGGAUUAAUGAAUGGCAGCACUUUCUGUUAAUCCUCUCCCUUUGCUGGAUGAAUUUAAGAUGCAUAAGUUUCUAUAUUGAAACAAUAAAAUGUAAGAAAAAUAACGAAAGUAAUUUGUUAAGAAUUUUUUCUUAUUGUUUUUAUCUUCCAAAUUUGUUUUGUGGACCGUUCGUCCAUUAUGAAGAAAUGCUCCAGAGUCAUAAUAAAAGUACUGUUAAUUUGAGGACAAGACUGCUAAUCCUUGCUAAAGACCUAUUACGAGUGGCCUGGUGGUGCCUUUUUACACACCUCUCUCUAUAUUUUUUAUAUGCAAGUGCCUUCUCACUAAAUCCAAAGUUAGUUAAAAAAUUUAAUAGUUGGGCAUUAUAUGGAUAUGGGUAUUGGAUGGGUCAGUUUUUUCACCUGAAAUAUGUGGUAUUUUAUGGGUUUAGUACCAGCAUUGCUAAAUUUGAAAACGUUCCUGUGCCCCCUCUUCCCAAGUGUAUUGGUCGAAUUCAUUUAUAUUCUGAUAUGUGGAAGUACUUUGAUAGAGGCCUCCACAGUUUUUUAGUAAAGUACAUCUAUGUGCCCACAUUGACAGAAAAAAGUUUUAUUGGAAAAACGUUGUCCAGUUUCUUAUGUUUUGUAUUUGUUUACAUUUGGCAUGGAGUCCAAGAAUUUAUUUUAGUGUGGGCAAUUUUAAAUUUUAUUGGAGUCACGAUGGAAUCUGGUUUUAAAAGUUUGUGCCUGCAUUACGAACAUGUAAUCAAAAUUUUGAAUUCUCGGUGGCAACGUAGAUUUGUUUGUCUGCUUGCAAGUCCUCUGUUAGCCGUGUCUUGUGUGUCUAACUUCUAUUUUUUUGCUGGAAUGAAUAUAGGAAACAUUUUUGCAGAUAGAUUGUUUAAUGAUUCCUUAUGGAACGAAGCUGUAUUAUUUUUCAUGUUAUACUGCUGCUGUCAAGUUUCAACAGAAAUUAAUAUUUGGGAGAAAAGUUUUAUGAAAACUUUGAGGAAACCAAGCGGUAGAAACUACGGAAAAACUCAUCUAUAAUAACAGUAUUAUUUUAAUAUUGAAAAAAUAAUAUAAUAGUAAAAAAACAA
Agrilus planipennis (emerald ash borer) is the source of this 1770-nucleotide messenger RNA. RefSeq names its product protein-cysteine N-palmitoyltransferase Rasp (gene rasp). Gene Ontology annotation, cellular component: endoplasmic reticulum. Gene Ontology annotation, biological process: protein palmitoylation. The transcript has 6 exons. Gene Ontology annotation, molecular function: palmitoyltransferase activity. The coding region runs from base 209 to 1720 and encodes 503 amino acids. The record is from RefSeq and is a predicted model, not a curated record. NCBI's taxonomy places the organism in Eukaryota, Metazoa, Arthropoda, Insecta, Coleoptera, Buprestidae.